Panthera uncia (snow leopard) is the source of this 975-nucleotide messenger RNA. RefSeq lists its product as uncharacterized. Bases 1 to 864 code for a protein of 287 amino acids. Gene Ontology annotation, molecular function: nucleic acid binding; RNA-DNA hybrid ribonuclease activity. The transcript has 3 exons. Lineage: Eukaryota; Metazoa; Chordata; Mammalia; Carnivora; Felidae. The record is from RefSeq and is a predicted model, not a curated record.
AUGGACUACCUGAAGAACAGCAGUUUUGGGGACGGGCCAGGUGCUCCACUACAUGACUGUGCGGGGAUCCUGGAGCAAGUACAUGGAUUCCAGACGGACCUGACCGACCGGCCCCUCCCCGAUGCCGAGGCUACUUGGUUCACUGAUGGCAGCAGCUUUGUGCGAGACGGACACAGGUAUGCGGGUGCAGCGGUGGUCACCGAAACGGACACCGUAUGGGCGGAGGCUCUACCCUCCGGAACGUCAGCCCAGCAAGCAGAGCUCAUCGCCCUUGCCAAGGUAACGCAGGCAGUAGGCAAGGCGGUGGGGGCAAACUGGAAAUUACAUUGUGCUUAUAGGCCCCAGAGCUCAGGACAGGUAGAAAGAAUGAAUAGAACCCUAAAAGAGACCCUUACCAAAUUAACCAUGGAGACUGGCGGGGACUGGGUGACUCUCCUACCAUAUGCCCUUUACCGGGUUAGGAACACUCCUUACACCUUGGGUUUUACUCCCUACAAGAUCAUGUUUGGCAGGCCACCCCCUGUUAUUCCCAGCCUUCGAGCUGAACUUCUUGCUAAGUUUAAAGAUCAAGAACUUUUUCUUUCCUUGAGAGGGCUCCAGAAGGCGCACGAGGACAUUUGGCCGGGCCUCCGUGCCAUCUACGAGGCUGGCCCAAUCCUGACACCUCAUCAGUACAGGCCGGGAGACUGGGUCUACGUCAAGAGACACCACCGAGAGACCCUCGAGUCGCACUGGAAGGGACCCUACAACGUGGUGCUGACAACCCCCACCACUCUCAAAGUAGAUGACAUUGCGACCUGGGUCCAUCACACCCACGUUCAGCCAGCAGACCCCUCCUCGAUCCGGAAGGACUUCAUCACGUGAUGGGCCAUCAGUUGGGACCAACACAACCAGCUCAAGCUAUAGCGCAUUCGACCUACCUGAUAUUGGUAACUCUGUUAACUCUGCUUGUCAUUGCUCAUGCUGCCAGGAGUC